GCCAAAGGAGGGGUCAUGAGCAUUGUCAUCCUGGGGUCGGGGACAUUGGUCAUGUCAGGGUCUGUGCUGGGCAGCAUCGGGCAGGCACCCCUUCGGGGGAGGUUUUCUGCGGCUCACCUACCUUUCCCUGGUGUUUUUCCCCAGCUCAUGUGCUCCUCAGUGCAGAAGGCCUUGUUUGAGGAGGAGGACCAUGUCAAGAAACUGCAGCAGAAGGUGGCCACUCUGGAAAAGCGGAACAAACAGCUCCGGGACCGGGUGAAGAAAGUCAAGAGGUCUUUGCGGCAGGCACGGAAGAACGGCCGCCACCUGGAGCUGGUGAACCAGAAGCUCAGCGAGAAACUGGCAGCCGCAGCCGGUGCCAUCCCACACAUCAACGCCCUGGGGCAGGAGCCUGCAGGGGCCACCUACCUGCGGGGGUAGCAGGGACUGGGCAGUGGCCUCACCCAACCUGUUGGGGCACGUUGCCUCUUGCCAGGGAGUGAAAGUGAUGCUGGGUUUGGUUGUGCGUGUAUUUCAAGAAAUCUUGUACAUUCUAUUUUUAUUCUGCAUUUGGUAGUAUGUAGUUGAUUUAAAGGGCAAGUCUUGCUAUCUCCUUGUUUGCCUCCCUCCUGCCCCUUGUUGGUGCUUGGAAAUCUGGAGGCAGUAGGAUUCUGGAGUGCCAUUUGCUUGCCUGGGGCCUGACCUCAGCUUCCAGAACAGCCUGGAAAAUGCACUUAGUGGGGAAGGACAUUUUAGAAUCUCUAGAUGUACAACACAAGAGGUUCAGCCUUUGUUUCAAGAAGAGAGGCAGUGUACCCUCAGCUCUGAGCUCCGGGACAACCAUUAGUUUUGAGGAAUGAUCUCAAGCAAGUCAUGGAAUUUUCUGGUGUCUCAUUUUCCAGCUCUUUGGAAGGAGGAUGGCAGCCUUGCAAAGCACCCAUGAAUGCCUGUAAGCAAACAUGUGCAGGGCAUUCCUACUCCAGCCAGCCUUUCUUCACAGCUGAGGCAUAUUAGGACAUAAUGAGCUCAUCACAGGUGAGACGGCCCACUGUGAUGUGAACUUCUGUUCUAUAAAGACACCUCGUUACCUGUUGAGAUCAGGUAACCUGCCCUCCUUACUAUCCAGGCUCCCAAAAGGCUUGUCCCAGGAAGCUCCAGGUAGUUUCACUGUAAACAUCUUUGCCUCAGACAUUUUCAGGACAAGGCAAUUUUACUGUAAAAGAUGAAACCACACUGUCAGCCAGUAUUUUAUUUCUUCAUUGACAAACUUCCCAUUUUUAUAUUACAUUAAUCUUAGCCUUCAUGAUGGGGUAUAUAUACAGUGAUGAGUAGACAUGGUGGUCUUAAAAUAGUGAAUGACAGCAACUAUGUCUAUUGACUUGACAGAAAAUAUGGUGAUAAAACUUACUGGAAGUGUGAACUCAGAGAGUGGAAAGCCCGACUGCAAACUGUACUACAUGGGAACACCAUAACUUACCAGUCACAGUGAUAACAAAGCUCAGUUGCAAAUGCAUUACAGCAUUAGCAUGUCUUCCACAUUUCCCAUAGAACUCUGGCACCUCUGUCAAUGGGCAUGUGACUGUAUUCCAAGAAUGGAUGACUGUGUAGAAGGCUUCCCCAGUGCAACACAAAGCUCAGUUACAAAUAUGCAUCUUAGUGUUUGGAAAAUGGGUAUCACUCUUAAAAUAAAAAAGUAAAAGAGGGACUUAAAAAAUGAGAUAAUAAAACAUGAAAAAAAUUAA
Manis javanica (Malayan pangolin) is the source of this 1721-nucleotide messenger RNA. The record is from RefSeq and is a predicted model, not a curated record. Lineage: Eukaryota; Metazoa; Chordata; Mammalia; Pholidota; Manidae.